Messenger RNA from Photinus pyralis (common eastern firefly), 1133 nucleotides. RefSeq names its product juvenile hormone acid O-methyltransferase-like. The transcript is spliced from 3 exons. The record is from RefSeq and is a predicted model, not a curated record. Gene Ontology annotation, molecular function: S-adenosylmethionine-dependent methyltransferase activity. Bases 320 to 1129 code for a protein of 269 amino acids. Lineage: Eukaryota; Metazoa; Arthropoda; Insecta; Coleoptera; Lampyridae.
UAGUUGCCCUUUACAACUAGUACACGUAAAUAUGCACGUUCGCAUAGAAACGAUCGCUUUUCAAAAAUCGAGUUCCUGGCCUUUGCUCUGGUCGAAUUGUUACUAUAACCCACAGAUAAAACACCCAAUUUAUCUAUGCUAUAUAAGAGAUUACUUUGUGACGGAGGUAAACAGCGUCAUCUGCGACUAUAGUGCUUUCACAACCCGUUACCUAUAGUAGAAACGAGUAGAUUACUGGUUUAGUAAAUUUUAUUGAUGUGUGGACAUAAAUCAGUGACUUUUUAGUUAUCCGUUAAGGGAAGUUGACAGAAGUCUCGUCAUGAACAAUCCUGAAUUAUACGAUACCGCUGGGAAGGUCUUAGACGCUCAAACGGAAUCUAUUGUUAAAAAUUACAUACUUCAGUUGCUUAGAAAUGGAGAUCAAAAGGUUGUCUUAGAUGUAGGCUCUGGGCCAGGUUGCUUCAGUUUCAAUUACCUUUACAAACCGCUAAGUGCCGAAAUAAAAGAAAUGAUUGGUAUAGAUCAGUCUGAGAAUAUGGUGACCUACGCCAAUAAACACUAUGGAAAUGAUAAACUCAAGUUUGUGAAAUUGAACAUUGAAACCGAUUGUAUACCCGAACAACUUUUGGGACGAUUUGAUUAUGUAUUCUCGUUUUGGGCACUGCAUUUUCUUCACGAUUACACACGUGGGUUUAAUAAUAUAUUUAAAAUGAUGAAACCAGGUGGAUACGCGUUGAUGGUCUUUCCGGGGAGUGGUCAGCUGUAUGAUAUCUACAAAACGGUAUGGACAAAGCCCAAGUGGAGCAAGUUGAUUGGCGAAGAUAAGCUGAUGAAUAUGCCAUUUCAUAAUUGCGAAAACCCAGAAAAUAAAUUGCGUGAUAUUUCGAGUCCCCUUGGCUUCGAAUCACUACGUUGCGAAAUACAGGAUCUAAGCAUUUACCUUACCUUGGAAACGGCUAAAGAUUAUUUCGCUUCGAUUAUUCCGGUGUUUAGUGACGUUCCAAAACACUUGCAAGAAGAGUUAAUUAACGACCACAUAAAAGAGUGGGCACCACGUGACAUUUCUUUAAAUGAAGAUGUGAUGUAUGGUCUCGAUUAUAAGCUCAUGGUAAUAAAUGCUAGGAAAUAGCAAA